AUGGCGACCUCCUUACAUUAUGUUUUGCUUUUGAUAGUUUCCGCUGGCCUUCUUGACGCUGCAGUUCUUGGCGACUUAGUGACGUCACUACCGGGUUUAAGUUUUGAGCCGGCUUGGAGACAUUAUUCUGGAUAUCUGAAUGCUUCUGGUACGAAACGCCUGCACUACUGGUUUUUCGAAUCUGCGGAUAGCCCGAGCACGGAUCCUGUACUACUGUGGAUGAAUGGCGGACCAGGCUGUAGUUCAUUGGUCGGGUUGUUCACGGAAAAUGGACCGUUUCGAGUAAUGUUGAACGGUACCGUUGUAUAUCACGAAGGUAGUUGGAACGAAAUCGCAAAUGUUUUAUACCUGGAGGCACCUGCCGGAGUCGGAAUGUCGUACUCGGAUGAUAAAUAUUAUCGAACCAACGAUGACGAAACUGCAAGUGACAAUUAUUUAGCUAUCAAGGACUUUUUCUCCAAGUACCCAGAAUAUUCCAAAAAUAGUUUUUAUGUUACUGGUGAAAGUUACGGUGGAAUCUACGUUCCGACUUUAAGUGCGUUAGUCGUAAGAGAUCCUACAAUAAACUUCAAAGGUAUGGCGAUCGGUAACGGAAUGAGUAAUUACGACAAGAAUGAAAACGCUCACGUAUAUCUGGCUUACUACCACGGUUUGAUCGGAGAUUCUCUAUGGCGCGAUCUGAUUAACUCUUGUUGUAACGGGACGCUGGAAGAACGGUGCAUGUUCACGCUGCAUCAAGACCGACCUCACUGUAAAGACGCAUUCAACACUGCCCAUCACAUCGUUUUCGAGGGUCAGUUGAAUUUUUACAAUGUAUACCACGAGUGCCGAAACUCCAUAUCACUUCCGGUGGAUAAGUUGAAAAUAUCCAUGGGAUGUUUGGACACAACCUCAGUGGAUAGAUACCUCAAUACACCGGAAGUUCGGAAAGCUAUCCAUGUACCGGAUUUUGUGCCAAGAUGGGAGGUAGAAACUCCAGCGGUGAUGCUUCAUUAUACGGAAGUGUACCCCGAUCUUUCAGCACAGCAUCGCGAAGUGCUGGAAGCAGGUAAACGCAUCAUGAUGUACAACGGAGAUGUGGACUUCGCUUGUGAUUUUCUCGGUGAAUCGUGGUUUGUCGAGGAUUUGGGACUGGAGUUAGUCUCCGGGAGAAAGAUGUGGUACUACACAGCCCAGGAUGGGACGACCCAAGUGGCAGGCUUCAUCACAAAAUAUAAAAAUUACGAUUUAGUGACCGUCAGGGGUGGCGGCCAUCUUUCUCCUGCCGACAAACCCUUUGAAGUCCUGCAGAUGAUGAAAAAUUUCUUGGUCGGGGAAUAA
Lottia gigantea (owl limpet) is the source of this 1320-nucleotide messenger RNA. RefSeq lists its product as hypothetical. The record is from RefSeq and is a predicted model, not a curated record. NCBI's taxonomy places the organism in Eukaryota, Metazoa, Mollusca, Gastropoda, Lottiidae. The transcript has 2 exons. Gene Ontology annotation, biological process: proteolysis. Bases 1 to 1320 code for a protein of 439 amino acids. Gene Ontology annotation, molecular function: serine-type carboxypeptidase activity.